UGGAAACCAGUGUAUGGCUGGCGAGCUGUGUCGGAUUCCAACAGAUUGUAACCGCUUGUUGCCAUCGCACGGUGCGGCCUGGGACUGGGCCUUUUAAAAGAAGAUGGCUUCUACAGAGUUAGGCACGAAUACUGAGUUUGAGGUUUCUGCAGAAGAGUACACUGGGAUAGGCCUACAUAUGCAGCUCUUGUCCUCCCAGAGGUCAGAAGAGAGACACAGGGACCACUGUGAUUACCUCCUGGAUGCCAUUGAUGAACAGUUAGACCAGCUGCAGCCAAGGCCAACAUUGAAGAAUUCACAAAAGAAUGCAGAUGAAAACUCAAAAUUUGGCACAUCAGAGGUGUUUAAUGCAGGAUCAAAAGACCAUUCAGAAGAUCUGAAGACAAUGGAUUCAUCUCUAAAGGAAGAAAAAGCUGGUGUGACUCAGUACAAACACAUUGCAGGCAUACCCUUGAAGAGCUUUGACACCGUGACUGUUGACAGUGAUUUGGACUCUGUGACCACAGAGAGAGUGCGGGAUCAUAUUCGCAAAGCCCGGGGUAUCAGGAAAGGUCACGCAGACUCUGGACACAGCACAAGAAGGUUGCAUCGGAAUCAUAAUGAGCGUUUAAGAUAUACAGCCUCCAGUAAAAUGUCUAAGGACGAUGACGACGAUGAGGAGGAAUUUGAAAGGACCAUUGCUGGCACACAAUGGAGAAGUGGCAGCACCAAGCAAUGGACUUCAAGCCCAAACAAGGCACCAGAAUCCAUUACUAGGGCAAUUUCAAGUGAUUGUCAGGAUUCACCUGACCAAGCACAGUACAGGAGAGCCAUUGAAGACCUUGCUACAGAACGUGUCCUUCUGGAAGAAUCAGCGGCCAAGCUUCGCAGAGAUGCAAUUUUGGAAGAAGAGAGAUUAACAAAGAAGAAGGCUCAAUGCAGGGAAGCUGAUCUGUCAUUAAAUGACCUCCUACUCCAGAAAAAGGAAGCAUACCUGGAGUUGGAGUCACUCAGAGACUUACUGGAGAGAACUCGGAAUGAAGCUGUGAGAAUGGAGACACAUGUAAGGGAGACGCAGAUGGCAGAGGAGUCUUUAAGGAGUGAACUGGUGUUGCUGGAAUACAAGCAUAGCGAUUAUCUGAAGGAGCUGAAAGAACUAGAGAUGGAACUGGACUCUAUAAAGCAGCAAUGCUCCAGUGCACAUAGCGGCCAGAUAUCCAAUUUAAAGUACGAGAUCUCAUCACUUACAAACGAGAGAGAUGAGCUUAAAGCCCGUUUACGCCACACGGAGGGAAGCCUUACAUUCAUGGAGCGCCAGGAGCUGGAACGACAACUCAGUAAUGCAAAAUCCGAGCUGUUCUCUGAGCAACGAACAACCAGAGCCAAGAUUGUGAAGCUGGAAGAGAAUUUGGAAGAAUCUCAGUGCAAACUGGAAGAAAAAAUAACAGAAUGUGCAGAGAAACAAGAGAAGAAUAAACUGCUUAAAUCCCAGCUACGUGAGCUGGAAAAGAAAUACGAAAGCCAAAUUCAGAAGCAGGAAGAAGAGGCCAGUGAACACAACGAAGCUUUUAACCAGCAAGUCACAGAGUUAAGUUCCCAGGUGAGGGAGCAAAACACUAGAAUUGCAUCGCUGGAGAAGAUUCUAUCUGAGAAGGAGCUGGAUCUGCUCAGACUCAGAGAUGUGAUCUCGUCCCUCAAGGCUGAAAAGGAAGCGCAUGUUUUUGCAGCAGAGGCCCUGAAAGAAGAACAAAACAAACGAGUACUUGACCUACAGCAACAGCAUCAGCAAGACAAGGACAGGCAGCUGGCUGAACUGAAAGAACAGAUGCACUGCCAGAAACAAAUGGAAAUCCAACAGUUUGCAGAAAAUAUGGAGCAAGUGAAAAUAAAAGCACUGCAGGACCAAGCGGAAUCUCUCAGAAAAGAAACAGACAAAGCCUUAAAGACUCUCGAGGGGAAGGAUAAAGAAAUUGCAAAGCUGAAAGAGACUCUCAAAUCCCAGAAGGAAUCAAUGAAGAAGCUAGCUGCAGAACUGAAGCAGGAAGCAAGAGAGAUGGUACAUAACACACUGCUCCGUGAGCAGAAGAAAUGGGAGGGUGAGAAGAAGGAUGCUUUACAAAUACAGAGACAUACCCUAGAGGAGCAGAAGCUUCAAGACAUGGCUGAUCUGCGUGAAGCACUGGAAAACGAACACAGAAUGGUGAUGACAUUGGAGAGGAAAUUGGCAGACCUUCAAAAUGAAAUUCAGGAGCAUGAGAUUCACAAGCGUUCGCUGCUUCGAGAAAACCAAGAAGCUCUGGAUGGGCUGCGUACUGUCCUCAAGGAAGAGAAGCAGCAAGAGUUAAUGAAACUGCAACAAGAACUAUCACAGGACAGAGAUCGAGAUUUGGAGCGGCUAAAGAUCAGGCUCCAGCAGAUGGAGGAAGAACAGCAUGUUCUGCGGGCUGAGAAGAACGAGGCGGUCUUCAGAGAGAGAGAGGCUCUGGCCCAGACGGAGCGAGCUGAGAGAGCACUGGCCAGGGAUAUUACAGCAGAAUGCGAGCAUAUCAUGAAUACUACAGGGAGACCCAGAACCCAAAGCCCUUCACGCAGCAGAAGCCAGUCUUGCCUCUCUACCAACCAAGCAUUACAAAUGCUGCAUGGAGUGAAUGAGGAGAACAACCAGUUCAUUCAUGAACUGCAACAGGAAGUAGAGGCUCAAAAACGGACAGUCAUUCAUGUGCAGAGAGAGAAGGAACGAGAGUUGCAGCAGCUGAAAGAACAGUUGCAGAUGGACAAGGAAAAAGCUCUAAGUUUGUUAAAAGAGAGGCUCAUACAGGAACAUAUUGAGGAGAUCACAAACAUGCAGAGGGACCAACUGAGGGGGAGCAAUGGACCUGAUGGUCAAUCUUUGCGUCAGCAGCUUCGAGAGAAAGAUAAUGAACUGCGAGCCAUCCAGAGGAACAUGGCCAAAUGGAAAGAAGAGACCGCAACAAAACUGGCUCAGAAAUUUGAAGAGGAGCUGAAUGUAGAACUGGAAAAAAGUUUAUCCAGGAGUAAAGCUUCCGAAAGUCACAGAUACACGGAGAGAGUUGGAUCUGGUGUUUGCAGGCUCUCUGGGAUAAAUCAGGACAGAAGAGAGAAUUCUUCUCAUCUCCGUUCAGCCUCCACGCCAUCCCUGAACGGAGUAUCUGUUCAGCAUGAUUUUGGAGCUCUAAAGAUCCUCCGUAAUCUGCAGGGCAGAGUCCGUGAGCUGCGGGCAGAUCGCAGAGUGUACCGCGGUGCAAGCAUGGAGGAUCUGAGCAUGUUGAGAAGUGACCUGGGAAAUUCCUUAAUAGAGAAGAGACCUUUAAUGCCUGACCGAUGCAUGACACCACUCCAAGGAAGAAGUAUAAGGAAAUAAGGCUGUGCUGACUCCACAGUAAGGCAGUCUGAGCUAACUCAAACACAACCAAACCAGAGAAUGUCUUAAAUGACUGCAGUUUAUGAACUGUUCCAUCAGGAGCAAAAAUGUAUCUUUAACAUGGAUGCCAUGUAAGUGCUCCCUGUGUGCUCUGCACGAUUAGAGCGGUGUAU
Pelobates fuscus (common spadefoot toad) is the source of this 3534-nucleotide messenger RNA. Its product is annotated as trichohyalin-like. NCBI's taxonomy places the organism in Eukaryota, Metazoa, Chordata, Amphibia, Anura, Pelobatidae. The transcript is spliced from 27 exons. The coding region runs from base 104 to 3361 and encodes 1085 amino acids. The record is from RefSeq and is a predicted model, not a curated record.